Penicillium nucicola is the source of this 276-nucleotide messenger RNA. RefSeq lists its product as uncharacterized. The transcript has 2 exons. Bases 1 to 276 code for a protein of 91 amino acids. Lineage: Eukaryota; Fungi; Ascomycota; Eurotiomycetes; Eurotiales; Aspergillaceae. The record is from RefSeq and is a predicted model, not a curated record.
AUGCCGAUUACCCCCAGACAAAUCACUCAAGGAAUACUCAAAGGGACCAAUGCGCUAGGGUUGGAAAACGCUGGAAACCAAAUGCUGGGAAUCCUCUACUUUGGAGUCACCUUCGACGACAAAGCAGAUGCCGAUCGAGUAUUGCCAGAUCACGACGUCUUUUUUCAGGAGAAGAAAUUGGCUGACAGUCGUGGUCUUCUCCAUCCCUACCUGUUCAUCACGCCUGCCUUUCCGUGCCCAUUUAACCCUUCCUGUUGUUAUCUCAAUAAUUGCUAA